Molecule: messenger RNA, 1871 nt
Organism: Saccostrea echinata
Lineage: Eukaryota; Metazoa; Mollusca; Bivalvia; Ostreida; Ostreidae
Exons: 3
Coding region: 416-1306 (296 amino acids)
Source: RefSeq, a predicted model, not a curated record
UAAAUCCGUUCUAUUGUAUUCACUCAGGUAAAAGCGACCCAGGCAUUGACAGAAUAAUCGUUACGGUUGAUGACCGCUUUUAAUAAACCCGGUUCAAUAUGACGUGUUAGACUGGAGGCUGUUUAAUUUAUAAACAAGAAGGGCGUAUACUUUCUUACACAGCCAGUGUACGUGUGUACAGAAGAUAGGAGGGCAGAUAACAAACCUAAAGGGCCCAGCAAAUUAUCUUCUGGUGUGCCAGGACCAGGCGACUGCUAUUUUCGGAUAUUUUUCGUCGGCCAUUGUGACAAAUGAUCGCUCAGGAUUUUUAAUUCCUACUUUUGAUCAGUGGCUUGGUCUGUUUUAUAUGCAUCCGUGACUCUGAAAAAUUUGAAUAAUUUGAAUAAUUUUACGAUCAGUUUUUGUAAGUGUCAAAAUGGCCUGGCCUGGAGUGCUAAGAGUGGCAUUCGCCCUAACGUUAAUAUCCUUGUUUUUCGUUCUUGUGGGGUAUCUUUUACCAUGGUGGUUUGUUGGAAAAGGUUUCUACAUGGGCGUGUUUUACGGAAUUAUCUGUAUCCCGGGGGAUAUUACGGAUGGCAACUGUACUGUUUUCUCCUACUACGACAUAAAGGCUGAAAACUCGAGUCUCGAACAAAUUGUUCAAAGUGUGCUUUUUGUCAUCAUACAAGUCGUGACGUCUGUGGCGGUUGGAUUUACCCUCCUUGCCAGCCUUAUUCUUAUUAUCGGCGCAUGUGGGAACGUGAAGAGCAAAGGCCCUUACGUACUGGCGGCCAUCUUUCAAUUUUUUGGAGCUUUGGUGGCAGGAUUGACGGCCGGUUUAUUUGCUGCCGUAUACGUUGCUACUUUCGUCGGCUUAGAGGGCCAUUUAGCGUUGGAUGGGAAGAAUUUCCCAUAUGCGAUUCUUUCUUUAGGUAUUGGUGGUUUCAUAUUAUUCAUCGCUUUCAUUUGUCUUGCCAUUGCAACGUGCACGUGGAGAAACAUGGAUGAUGAUGACGAUGACGAUUUGAACCCACCUUAUCCAAUGAGCGACUACAAGGGUGGCUAUGGCAACCAGGGGUACACAAGCGACAGCAGGAGAAAUGAUUACAUCGUUCCUAGUAGCUCCCACAAGUAUGGCUACGAGUCUAGGAAUGACAAUAGUAACUCACGGUAUGACUACAGUAGCUCUAGAAAUGACUACACAAAGUACACAGGGUCCAGGAAUGACUAUUCCGGAUCACGAAAUGGUUAUCCCGCCAAACAGGAUAACCCUUAUAGAAACGAUAACAUGUACCGACCAUAUAACAGUAGUUCCUCUCGGUAUUAGGACAGCAAGAAUCAAACCAUUUGUCAAACACCACAUCAAGUUCAAACCCAAGCAAAUAAAAAAGCCAACUUGUGACGAAAGGUAUGUGACAUAGCCGUGGAUAUCUGCCAUUUGUACACAAUCUAACAAUUUUCAUUUUCUUAUAUCUCCCUCAGAAAGUGAAAGACAUUGUGGCUAGUUUUUUUUUCAGUCAUCUCGGAAUUCGGAUACCCACCGGGUGAUGAGUAAACGACGAGAUCACCCGGGGGUGUCCGAUGAUUCUUUGAAUGUGAACGUUUUAACAAAAUAUAAUAUUCAUGUCAUCUAUUUAGUGAAAUUGACGGUCAAGAGAUGUAAACAUUUCCAAAAUCCAGCAUAUAUCAAUCAGAGAUCAAAAGCAGCCCUGAGCCAUUGUGUGCAGGAUACGAGACAAGAGAAGGAAAAUUCUAUUGUUAUUGAGGGUGUGAAUUUUCCCAGUAUCAUUAUUAUUAUAAUAAAUGCAAUUGAUAUUAAAUGAUAUUUUCUUUAUGUAUAUUGACAUAUUUUGUAUGAUUUAAGAUAUUCAAAUUAAAUAGCUAAAAGUAUU